AUGGCGCCGUCGCGGCCUGAAAACAAAAAAGCCAAGGCCGACGUGGCCAAGCUCCUCGUCGACGCCCAGACCCAACUCGAGGUCGGAAACCUGGAUGAGGCUUCGACAAUCGCACAGCAGGCCCUCGAUGCCACGGGUGCAGGCGGCGAUUUCGAGCUCAGCGCCCUCAACCUCUUGGGCACCGUCCACGUCGAGUCCGGUGACAUCGAGGAUGCCCGGGCUUACUUCCAGCGCGCCGUGACGCUCGAUUCAGACGGCUCUGUGGAUGAGAAGAUCGGCGGCGGGCCCGAAAAGUUUCUCCUACUCGCCCAGCUCAGCGAGGAGGGCGGCCAGGACAGCGUCAACUGGUUCGAGCGCGGUGCCGCCGCCUUGCGGAAACAGAUCCAGGCCCUAUCCGAGCUCCCCUCCAAGACCCCCGAACAGCAGGCUAUCUUGGGCGAGAAGCAGCAGAAGCUCGGUGGCGUGCUCUGCGCCGUCUCCGAGGUCUACAUGACGGACCUGUCGUGGGAGGCCGACGCCGAACAGCGCUGCGAAACCCUCGUCACCGAGGCCAUGCUCAUCGCACCGCAGUCCCCCGAGACGUGGCAGGCGGUCGCCAACGUGCGCAUCUCCCAGGAGCGCACCGACGAGGCCCGGGCCGCCCUCAAGCACAGCCUCGAGCUCUGGCAGGACCUCCCACCUCAGCACCCGGCCAUCCCCGAAUUCGCGACCCGUAUCGGCCUCUCCCGCCUUCUCAUGGAGUCCGAGCUGGAGGACGAGGCACUGCAGGUCCUGGAGCGCCUCAUCACCGACGACGACACCAGCGUCGAGGCGUGGUACCUGGGCGGAUGGUGCCUCUACAUCAUUGGCGAGAAGGCCCGCUCCACUGCGGGAGACGACUGGAAGACGACUUGGAAGUCCUCGCGACAGUGGCUCACCCAGUGCCGGAAGCUCUACGAUUUCCAGGACUACGAGGAUGAGCGGCUGGGCGGGCACGCGCAGGAGCUACUCCGCAACAUCAACACGGAGCUCGGUGCGCCCGUCGAUGGCGAGGACGACGACUGGGAGGAUGCCAGCGGCGACGAGGGUGACGAGGAUGAGGAGAUGCAAGGCUAG
This is a messenger RNA of Ilyonectria robusta, 1095 nucleotides long. RefSeq names its product TPR domain-containing protein. The record is from RefSeq and is a predicted model, not a curated record. The transcript has a single exon. Gene Ontology annotation, molecular function: protein binding. Lineage: Eukaryota; Fungi; Ascomycota; Sordariomycetes; Hypocreales; Nectriaceae. The coding region runs from base 1 to 1095 and encodes 364 amino acids.